UACAAACAGCUAUUUCCUUUUAUAAACUCAGUUAAUAAUGUUAUUCUGAGAAUUUACUACAUACAAGGCUCUUUACCGCAUACAUGGCAUUGCCUCAUUCAGUCUACUUUAGGAAGUAGGUGCUACAGUUUGUAAUCUAACAUAUUAGGAAAACAAGGUUUAGGGGCUGGGGAUUUAGCUCAGUGGCAUAAGCAUCUGCCUGGCAAGUGCGAAGUCACGAGUUUGAUCCCAGUACCCCCCCCCCAAAAAAAAAAAGGAAAACAAGGUUUAAAAAGAAUAAAUAACCCGAUCCACAUCUCCUUUCCAUAUAAAUUUGGGGGUAGGAGGAGUCUGACUUCACAGUCGAUAUGCUCAAUAUGAUGUGAUGCUGCUCCCUGAGAGGUUGGGAGGGUAAAUCUAGCCAGGCAUCAGCCACCUACCUGCAACCUGUGUGAGAGUCAGUCUGUUCUGGGAGGAGUCUUCAAAGGCAGGGCCACCAUAUGCAAUUCUUCAGGUUGUACAUUGCUCAAGGGCACCUACCUCAUCUGGGAGCUGGCUUUCAUGCUGUAGGUGUCCUCUAACUUACAUGGGAUGCUAUAGGUGGGGAUGGCAGUCUGGAUCUGCCACUAGAAGUGCCAAGUCCCUGUACAGCAGUACACAGAGCUAGGCACCCAUGUGCAUAAGACAGCCCCAUCACAGCCACCCUGCAAGCAUCCUCAGAGUUGUCUAUUCCUUCUUGCCACUUCAGCAGCUUGGUCCUGCCCUCACCUGUCUUCACAGCAGGAGGGAUGCCUGGAGAACAGUGUUAACAUGGGUUGAAAAUGUCCCCGCUCUUCAGAAGGAGGAGUCUUUUUUUAAUUGACUUGAGGAUGCCAUUACAUAUGGGCGUCCUGGCAAGGGUCCUUGACUUAAGUCUCCACCAACCCCAUUCCUCAGUAGUCAGUUCAAGACCAGCAGAGGCAGGAUGAUGACAUCUUUUACAAGGAAAAGAAAGCCCCAUAAACUGUUCCCAUUGGGAAUUACUGGGCCAUUUUUAAGUGUGUCAUUCCUUGGAUAAGCCAUGCUUAUCUGUGUUCUCUUUCCACAAAGAUCAUCACAUUUGUUGAAUUGUUCUUUGUCCAAGACGUGAGCAAGUAACCACCAAGUCAGCCUGUCAAGCGGAAGUCAGUGACCCAGAUGGCCCACACUGCUGCUUCCUAGGAGCUAGAGGAGCCAGGUCAGCCAAGGGGCAGCAACUGCCAGGCAAAUGGCAGGGGAAUUCUUCUCCUGAAUCUUGAAGUUUCUCUUCUCUUCCUGCCCAGGUGGUUGAUCACUUGCUCUGGAGAUCCCUGAGAGAGCUGGCUGAGCCAAGCCUCCUAAAAAGUCAGGGAUCCUCCCCUGGAAGGGACAUGUGGAUCAAGGCGUUUUCCUUGAGACAUCACUGUGACCACUUUGGGGAAGUUCUGUAGGAAUCAGAGACAGUAAAGACAAGCAGGAACCAGGACGGCUUCUUCUUCUACGUAUUAAGCCCCAGUGAGGGGACCUGAUCCAAGCAGCAGAGGGGUGAGUGGCAGUGCCGCGCUCAUCCUCGAUCUUCUGGUGCCAGCUCCUGCUGCUGUCCAGCACACCACACCUCAGCCUAUAGAAAGCGACUGGAGAAUAACCUAGUGCCAGCACCUCCAAGGCUAAGAGCUCAAGGGAUCUUAUCUCUGGACAGAGAUGGAUGGAGAAGCCCCAAGGAAGCCCUGGGAAUGCAAGGUCACCAGCCGGCGGGCAGAGUGGAGGAUGCCCUUCCUGCUCCUCCUCCUCCUCCUGUGUCUGCUACGAGCUGCAAAUGCAUUAAAGGGCCCAAGGCUGGUGUCUGGGGAGCUUGGAGGAACUGUCACCAUCCGGUGCCAUUAUGCACCCCUGUCAAUCAACAAGCACCAGAGGAAGUACUGGUGCCGUGCAGGGCCUCCGAUGUGGGCCUGCCACACCAUCGUGUCCACCAACCACUAUAUCCGCCAUGGCUACCGUGGCCGAGUGACUCUAGCAGACUUUCCACAGAGCAACCUGUUUGUAGUGAGGCUGUCCCGACUGUCUGUGGAUGAUGAGGGAAACUACCGCUGUGGCAUCGGGGACAACAACAACAUGUUAUUCUUCAGCAUGAAUCUGAUUGUCUCUACAGGUCCCUCCAGCACCAUCCCCACAGCCCCUCCAGCAGCUGGCAACUUCUUCACAGCAUCCCCAGCAGCCAAAAGAUGGACUUCAGGAGCCACCCAGACUCUAGAAGUGUGGAGGGCAGAAUGGGACAGAGUUGUUCCCAUUACAAAAACCAGAGACACCACAGCUUCAGCUCAGAGAAGACAAACCCCAGUAACAGCCAAACAGGAAGCUCCAGGGACAGACUGUGCCACAGAGGGCUCCGUUACAGCAACAGCCCCCAUCCCACAGAGUCCAGUUUUAAAACUCCAUGGCACAUCCUCUACAGCAGAGGAAGUUUGGGAAUGGGGUGCUGGAAGCUUAGUCACAAAGGCAACAGGCAUCAGUGAGGGUGGAAAAGAGAUGACAGCCACUAAGGCCAAUAAGCCAGGGGAGCAAAGAGAGAGGGCUGAGAUAGCUGUAGAUGCAGCCAAGAAGACCACAGAGACCACUUGGCCAUCAGCCCAACCCUGGGAAACUCUACCAGAAGCAAGUAUGGUGUCUAAGCAACCAGCCCUGGGCUCCUCUGAAGCAGCAACUCCAGCUUCAGGUCCACACAGAGAGACAGCAUCUAUGGAAGGAGGCACAGAGGGGGACCUAAGAAGCACUGCUGGAGACCAGGGUCCCCAAGCAACACCGAACUGGGGCCCAGUAGCAGGUCUCCAGAGGCCCUCUGGCAAAGGGUCAUCCAGGAAGAGUGCUUCUCCGCAAGAUGAAAGUGGCUCUCGGAUCCUGACUCCGGUCUCCACCAUGCUGGCCCCAUUUCUGCUUGUGGCUCUGGUGCUUUUGCAAAGGACGCUCCGGAGAAAGAGGAGCUCUCAGGAAGCAGAAAGGACACCGAAAGUCACCCUGAUUCAGAUGACACGUUUCCUGGAGCUAAACCUUCAUCCAGACCAGUUGCCCCACAUGGAAAAGGAGAUGUUGCAGAGUAAUCCUCCUCCUUCUCCUCCUCCCCAAUCAGGCCUGACUGUCCUGGUGAGGAGAUCAGGACCCUGAGCAAUGGGAAGAUAAAAGGCUCAGUCAUGAUGGAAGGAGGAGGACCAGAUACCUCUAUGACUCCAACUUCUCACAACCUUCCCCCACUCAUGCUGAGAGAAGCUAAUGAAGUUGGGGCUCCACCUGGAGAAGCAGUUGUAACCAUCUGGACCUGGGAUGACAGUGUGGCUCAAAAAGAAAAGUCUUCAAGAAAGGGCUUACUGAACACCCAGGAAGAGAUCACUUGGGAAAAGUGUGCAAUUUCCAUUCUUGGAUGUCUGAAAAUACAAGACACUUGCAAUCAGCAUGGAAGAUGACUUCUCCACCAUCAUUCCCAGCCCUCACUAAGUGCCCCCUUUUCUGAGCUCUGUCAGUACUCUGCCUGCUGCUCACAUUUCAAUCUAUUCCAGUAUCCCAAUCUUGCCUGCUGAAGUAAAAUCUAAGCUCCUUUAGUGCUCUCAUUGGGUUUUGUCCAUCUCACUAUGUUCGCAUGUCA
Molecule: messenger RNA, 3610 nt
Organism: Cavia porcellus (domestic guinea pig)
Lineage: Eukaryota; Metazoa; Chordata; Mammalia; Rodentia; Caviidae
Gene: Fcamr
Product: Fc alpha and mu receptor
Exons: 6
Coding region: 1678-3135 (485 amino acids)
Cellular component (GO): plasma membrane
Molecular function (GO): transmembrane signaling receptor activity
Source: RefSeq, a predicted model, not a curated record